Molecule: messenger RNA, 1011 nt
Organism: Polychytrium aggregatum
Lineage: Eukaryota; Fungi; Chytridiomycota; Chytridiomycetes; Polychytriales
Exons: 3
Coding region: 1-1011 (336 amino acids)
Source: RefSeq, a predicted model, not a curated record
AUGACCAAGUGUGCAAGCUUCCCAGCUGCUCGCUUUGGAGCGCGAUGGCUUGCCAGCGAGGCUGCUCCGUCGCUGUCGUCGUCUCCGAUUGUGCGGACGCCCAAGGAGAUCGCUCUUCGGGUUGCCUGCACCCAGCUGCUGCUCACUCGCUGGGGCAUCGAGGCCGUUGUCCAGAGCAACAGCGAAAAGGACGCCCAGGAACCCAGAAUCCACGAGAGCUUUGCCGCUCUCAAACGCUCGAUCCAGGAGGCCGGCAUGGAGCCGUGGAUGACUGCCAGGGAAAAGUCGCUCAUGGAGAAGGAUCUGGGCAAAUGGUCGCUGGAAGCCGAUCUCGCGCCGCUGGUUCCGAGAUGGGAGUCGUUUGGCACGCUGCUCUGGAGCCUCAAGAUUGCUGACCGGAUCCCGGCCUACUAUCAACCGUUCCCUCGCGAGCACCUCUUCCAGUCGACGGCGAUUAUCCCGGCCUUCCCGCAGACGAUCGACCAGUUUGUCCAGUACUUUGAGAGCGGUGAGGGCUCCAGGCCCUCUCAUCAGGUCGACCCGGAGGCGUUCGCUCGGGAAGUCAACAUGGCCGAGGCCUGGUUCUGGAGAAGCCGAGUGCAGGUCGUCCUCGACCUCAAGCGCCAGCUGGAUACAUCGCUCAUCGAGCAGGAUACGACCCUAGAUGCUGCCACCAAGCAGGAGCGGCUGCAGGCCGUUGAGCAGGCCCGCAGAAAAAUCCCCAGCAGCCUCCGAACCAUCAUGGACAACAUCGAAACUGCCCUCGAGCAGGCCACGGCCCGGGCUCUUGAAGACGGAUACAUCUCCGAGGCCAUCAAAGACGACUUUGCUGUCCAGGGCCGCAAGUACACCGACCUCUCUGACCACGACUUCCGGGAUCUUGCCGAGUUUGCUGAGUUCCGGCUCGCGACCCUGGCCUGGCUGCACGGCUCUCAGAAGGACUGGGAGUUUGAGCGCGGAAGCGUCAAGUUCAUCAGCGAGGUGGGAUCGCUGUGGGCACCCAAGGCCUAG